AUGGCUUCUUCCUUGACCGUGAAAGUCCACCCGGUUUGUUAUUUGACAAUUGUGGAUGCUUAUGAGCGUCGCUCUAAGCCAGUGAAGGCAAAUCAACCGGCAAACGAUAAAGCCCUCGGAACUCUUAUGGGUUUUUAUGAAAAAGGCGCAAUUCAGGUCACUAACUGCUUUGCAAUUCCAUUCAAUGAGAACAAGGAUGAGCCGGAGCUCGACGAUUCGUUCAAUCAAAGCAUGAUUCAAAUGUUGAAGCGUAGUUGCCCGGCUGAGCAACCUGUCGGAUGGUUCUACACUUCUUCGGAUCUUUCAUCGGCUUGCAUUCCUUACCAUGAUUACUAUGUUCGCGUGAUCAGCGAGGUGUUUGGGCCCAGAAAAGAGGUUCCUCCGGUUGUGUUGCUGACUUUGGAUACCACCUUCAGCUCCCCUGAGGACAAGGAGAGAAUGCCCGUUCGUGCAUACAUAAGGACUAAAGCCGGAAUACCAGGAAAUCGCGAACCCCAUUGUGCUAUUUUCAACCCGCUUCGUGUUGAGAUGGACGCUUUCCCAGGAGAAUGUGUGGCUCUUAGCCUUAUUCAGAAUAGCGUCGAGGACAAACAACGUGAGGUACAUCUUGAUUCAGGACUUUCGCAAUUGGAAAAGACUACCGGGCAAAUUGUUGAAUGGCUCGAGCGUUUGCAAAAGUAUGUUGACGAGGUGCUUGCUCGCGACGAGCUUCCCGCCGAUGCCACGAUAGGCCGAAAAUUGAUGGAUAUUGUUCAAACGGCUGCCAGCCAUAUGCAACAGGACAAGCUCGAUGCUCUUGUUAAAAACAGCCUACGUGACUACAUGAUGAUUUCCUACCUCGCCAACUUGACCAAGACUCAACUUGCUCUCAACGAGCGUAUGGUGUCGCUU
Mesorhabditis belari is the source of this 891-nucleotide messenger RNA. Lineage: Eukaryota; Metazoa; Nematoda; Chromadorea; Rhabditida; Rhabditidae. The record is from the annotation of a GenBank genome assembly.